UACGUGUUAAAAUUAUUUAUUUUUUGGAUCCGUUUACUGCUCAAUUUGUUAGCUGGGUAGGCGAAAAAGCUGAUCGAAAGCGUGAGAAACAAGUGCUCGAAUGAGAGGCAAAGUGAUCCAGAAUUUCCCGAAGUGAGAGAAAGUGAGACGACGCUGCUCGAAUGCCGGAGCAGUGAGAUGAAUGUUCACUUGACAUUAACACACGACCACAAAUUUGUUCUGACAAAUGCUUUUCUAUGUGCAUCAAACGCGACAAAAGUUAAUUCGGAUAGUAAAGACAAUGCAUUUAAAAUUGCUUAAGUAACAUAGCGGUAAACGCAUUUCUUAUUCAUUUUCAACCGUUGUGCGGGGAAAUCAUUGCAAAAAGAGACCCGUUUUGUGCAUAUAAUCGUGAUCGUCCAGGUGCGUCGUUUGUGAUAUCGCGCGCGCGCUGCUCUUCCUCACUGUUCGUUGUUCGUAUACCACCGACGGCUGUCAUCGGUAAAACGGUAUUAUAUUUUUUUUCCUUCCCAAUGUGGUCCGCGAAUUGCAAAUGAAGAUGUUUCCCGUGACGCUCAUAUCUCGCCUAAAGUCGAUGCUGACAGGCGGUGGAAACGGAGCAAGCGCUGACAGUAAUGAUCCACCGGUGGAAGAGGUCGGCAACCGCAGUAACAAACCGCUGCUGGCGACAGAAAAUUCCGUACCAGAUAGCAUACAACUACAGAAUGGUGCACACGGGGGUGUAUCGCACAGGUCAGUGGCAAAUGCGCGUCGUCUGAGCGAAAUUACCGACAUGCCACGGGUGAACCGCGUCUACGGAUCGUACAAUGUUCCUGCGCUCGGUUCCAUGCAUCGUUCGCUCGCAGUGAACAGUCGCAACAGUGAUACUAGCAGCCGUUUCGGGACAGCAGAACCACGACCGCUGGCACGACGCAGUGGGCAAGCGCCUCCACCGCAGUUGAUCCCAAUAAAGUACGUCAUGUCGCGACCUUCGAUUGGUCAGCGCAGUAGCGCUACUGGCGGCACAAAGCCAUCCGCUGGCACCGGUGGUUUGUUUAGGCAAAGUGAGGCACCAGCGGCACCGGCGACACCAGCGAGGUCCGGCAAUGUUUCGAUGCUUACGAACGAGUUCCGCAAUUUGCUGCGUACUAAAUACAGCAAUAUGUCGACGAGUGGGUCUGAGUACACAGCUACCCUGGAUCGAGAGUUGAACGCACACCGAGAUGCGACAAAGAAGUAUGAAUCUUUGAUGCAAAAGUUCAUCCCCGUCUUGAACGAACCUCCGGAGCGGGGUGCGUACGAUCGGUUCACAAGGAAAACGAUCAAUGGGGAUGUUUCGCGACCGACACUGCAAAAGCUUGCAUCGAUAGAAACACUCGAUCUGACAGACGAGGGUGACAGUGAGAGCGCCAGCGACGACUGUGUGGAGGUAGUGUCUCACAGCAAAAGUGGCCGUUUAUUUACUCCGCUUGAAUCGAUGCUCACACUGGCACAGGAGCAUGAGUACGGGAUGAAGCAAGCGUCGACAGAGAGCCCCCCGGAGCCAGUCAACUCGGUGAAGGAGCGGUUUGAAACGCAACAGUUCUACCGCGAUGAUAUCAUUCAGGAUGUCCAGCAGCGCUACGGUACGCUGUUUAGCCAGCGCAAAUCGCUGAUCGAGCAGGAGAAGGAUCGUCUUGGCAACCUGCGGAAGACGACGCACGUGCAGGAAAACGAGGCGCGCAACAAGAUGCUCAACUAUGUGUGCUCUUUCUACAAGUUCGAUGUGCUGAACGAGACGGACCUGAAGGAAGCUACGCCCGAGCCGGAAGAUGUGCCGCUUCCCGAGCUGACGAAGGAUCAGCUAGAUCAAAUGCAUCGAAAGCUGCGUACCGGCAAUCAGGUGGUGGUGGAGAAGUUCAACCUACGGAUCACCGGUAACGAUCUCGUGACGCUGCAAGACUUGAACUGGUUGAACGAUGCAGUCAUCAAUUUCUACAUGGAGCUGUUGCGGGAACGCAGCGAACUAAAGCGCGAUCAGGGCGUACCAAAGGUUUACACGAUGAAUACGUUCUUUUUGCCACAGUUGAUAAAGAUGGGCUACUCCGGGGUGCGUCGCUGGACGCGUAAAGUGGACCUAUUGGCGCACGAUAUAAUCGUGGUGCCGGUACAUGUCGGAGGCAUCCACUGGUGCAUGUCCACGAUCGAUCUGCGGCGAAAAACUAUACACUAUUACGAUUCGAUGGGUUCGCCGAACAAUACCGUGCUGAACGCACUAGAGCAGUAUCUGUGCGAAGAGUCGAUGGACAAGCGAAAGACACCGUUCGACAAGAGCGGACUGACCAAGCAGAACAUACGUGAGUGUCCGCGCCAAAAGAAUGGGAGCGAUUGUGGUGUAUUUAGCUGUAUGUUUGCCGAAUUCUUAACGCGCGAUCAUGCUAUCACAUUUGACCAGUCGAAUAUGCCGUACUUCCGGAAGAAAAUGACGGUGGAAAUAAUGAUGGGCAAGCUGCUCACGUAAU
Molecule: messenger RNA, 2480 nt
Organism: Anopheles funestus (African malaria mosquito)
Lineage: Eukaryota; Metazoa; Arthropoda; Insecta; Diptera; Culicidae
Exons: 2
Coding region: 533-2479 (648 amino acids)
Biological process (GO): protein desumoylation
Cellular component (GO): nucleus
Molecular function (GO): deSUMOylase activity
Source: RefSeq, a predicted model, not a curated record